GAUUUGACGAGACUGCUUGUCACGUGACCCGGAUGAACGACACUUGGCGCCGUAGUUUCAGGGAUAAAGACAUAGACUUGAUGAAAGUCGACGACGUCAUCGCGGGCACCAACAUGAGCAAGACCGACCCAGAGAUGAAAUGUGGAGAGGACUAUGACGAUCCGCACUGUCCACAAUGUCUCAUCACAUUUCGGUCCGCUAAGACCAGAGAGAACCACAUGCGGAGGACUCACCCAGAGCAGUACAGCAGGCAUUUGAUGCAGAACCACACGCUGUUCUCGUGUUAUAAGUGCGAUAGGCUUUUUGGUUCGCCGGAGGAGCUUAAGGUGCACAGUGGGCUCCAUCACCAGGCCGACGACAUCCCCGUCUGCUCCUCCUGCUCCAAAGUCUUUACCAACUUUAGUGGGCUCUACAGGCACAAACGGACGGGCUGCGUGGAAGGCGUGUGGCGCUGCAGGGACUGUGGCGUGCGCUGUCGCAGCCUCAUGGACUUUCACUUGCACUGUAUCGAAGAGCACGAUAAGGACGUGGUGUCGGCGGCACAAAGUGGCGGGCGCCUCUGCUCCAUCUGCUGGCGCCACUUCCUCACCGACGAGGCGCUGAGGAAUCACCAAGACAGGGUCGACGGCGCUGUAAUGCAGCCCACUGUUAAACGCAACCUGCAAACCAAGACCACCAAGGUCCGCGAUAAGAAGAAGAGGGUUGAGGACGACGAUGUCAACAAAGACAAUGAAGAGGACAAAGAGUUGAGGAUUCCGUGUCCUGAAGAUGACUGCGAUCUGGUGUUCCCGUCCAUUGACGCCCUGAGAGCACACAAGAGGAGCCAGCACCCAGCACAGCCACCAUCUUCUUUGGCUCACAAGAAGUGCUGACCACGGCAUAAAUGCCAGCCUGUACAUAAGGAUUGUUUGUUUUCAGUGCCGCAGCCUUUUUUUCACUUUUACACUCAAUGGCAAGCUUUUUCCUCAUCAGCACCCAUUGGAGUUGUUUUAAAGCCUUCAGAAGAAGGGUGGUGGGGGGUUAUUGUGAAAUACAAGCAUUUGCAAUUGCUUUUUAAUUAUUAUAUUUUUUUCCCCAAAAUGAUUUUUUGUUAAAAAAACAUAUUUGAAUGAUCAGUGCUUUCGGUUAAUAUGAAAAAUUGUCUUCAAUAAACACAAAAUAUUCAUGUUGAUUUCA
This is a messenger RNA of Hippocampus zosterae (dwarf seahorse), 1176 nucleotides long. Its product is annotated as gastrula zinc finger protein XlCGF17.1-like. Gene Ontology annotation, molecular function: RNA polymerase II transcription regulatory region sequence-specific DNA binding; DNA-binding transcription factor activity, RNA polymerase II-specific. The record is from RefSeq and is a predicted model, not a curated record. Gene Ontology annotation, cellular component: nucleus. Gene Ontology annotation, biological process: regulation of transcription by RNA polymerase II. Bases 33 to 872 code for a protein of 279 amino acids. The transcript is spliced from 5 exons. Lineage: Eukaryota; Metazoa; Chordata; Actinopteri; Syngnathiformes; Syngnathidae.